Molecule: messenger RNA, 1517 nt
Organism: Ceratosolen solmsi marchali
Lineage: Eukaryota; Metazoa; Arthropoda; Insecta; Hymenoptera; Agaonidae
Gene: egh
Product: beta-1,4-mannosyltransferase egh
Exons: 2
Coding region: 8-1414 (468 amino acids)
Cellular component (GO): cytoplasm
Molecular function (GO): beta-1,4-mannosyltransferase activity
Source: RefSeq, a predicted model, not a curated record
UUCAGAUAUGAUGCUGAAUAGUUGGUCAAAACAUAUUUUACAUUGUUGUCUACUAGUUACUGUUAUUUUAAUAUUUGAAUUUAUAUUUGGUGGAUUACAAUGGGGACCAAAAGAUCAAGACUAUUUAGAUCCAUGGAUUCAUUAUGGUUUUGUGGGUGCAUUUAUUUUAUACCUCUUAAGGACUCUGACAUUUCUAUCAUUUCCACAAGUUUUAUUUAAUUUUAUUGGGUUAACUAUGUACAAUGCAUUUCCUGACAAAGUUAAUCUUAAAGGAUCGCCAUUACUCGCCCCUUUUAUUUGUAUACGGGUUGUUACUCGCGGUGACUAUCCUCAACUUGUGAAAACUAAUGUUAAUAAGAAUUUAAAUAAAUGUAUCGAUGCUGGAUUAGAAAACUUUCAAAUUGAAGUGGUAAGUGACAAACCAAUUGGAUUAGCAUCUCACAGAAGAAUACGAGAAGUUGUUGUGCCACCAAAUUAUAAAACGAGUAGUGGAGCGCUGUUUAAAGCGAGAGCAUUACAGUACUGUUUGGAAAAUUCAGUGAAUGAAUUAGCUGACCAUGAUUGGAUCGUUCAUCUGGACGAAGAAACGUUACUCACUGAAAAUUCAAUACGCGGAAUUCUUAAUUUUGUUUUUGAUGGUAAGCAUCAAUUUGGCCAAGGUCUAAUUACCUAUGCGAAUGAAGAUGUUGUGAAUUGGAUUACUACAUUGGCCGAUAGCUUCAGAGUAGCAGAUGAUAUGGGAAAACUCAGAUUGCAGUUUACCAUGUUUCAUAAACCCCUGUUUAGUAUGAAAGGCUCUUAUGUAGUUACGCAGAUGGGUGCUGAGAGGCAAGUGUCUUUUAAUAACGGACUGGACGGCUCAGUCGCAGAAGACUGUUUUUUUGCAAUGAAAGCAUUUUCACAAGGCUACACAUUUAACUUCAUUGAUGGAGAAAUGUGGGAGAAGUCUCCAUUUACUUUACGGGAUUUUGUACAGCAACGAAAACGUUGGCUACAAGGAAUAUUGCUCGUCGUACAUUCCAAGGAAAUUCCAUUAAAGAAAAAAUUAUUAUUAGCAAUAUCGUGUUAUUCGUGGGUAACAUUACCGCUGUCUACAUCGAAUAUAAUUCUAGCUGGUCUUUGCCCUAUUACAUGCCCUCCAGUCAUGGACUUUCUCUGUGCUUUUAUUGGUGCUGUAAAUGUUUACAUGUACGUGUUUGGAGUUGUGAAAUCUUUUUCAUUAUAUCGAUUUGGAGUAACGCGAUUUAUUCUUUGCAUUUGUGGUGCAUUAUCAACUAUACCUUUUAAUUUGAUAAUCGAAAAUGUUGCCGUAAUAUGGGGUUUGUUUGGUAAAAAGCAUAAAUUUUAUGUGGUAAAUAAGGAAUUUAAACCAGCAAUCAGUUUGAUGUUUAAUUCAACUGGAGUCACUAUUUAGUUAUUACAUACUUUUUAUUUACACUCUUCAUAUUCUUGCAUACAAAAGAGUACCUGUAGUGGUAAGAUAAAUAUUCUUAAUAUUUAUACAUUUGCAUAAAUGC